Molecule: messenger RNA, 3190 nt
Organism: Solanum lycopersicum (tomato)
Lineage: Eukaryota; Viridiplantae; Streptophyta; Magnoliopsida; Solanales; Solanaceae
Biological process (GO): ribosomal small subunit biogenesis
Cellular component (GO): nucleolus
Molecular function (GO): protein binding; RNA binding
Source: RefSeq, a predicted model, not a curated record
GCUCUUAAAAAAUACGGUUGAACUCAAAGCGAGCCGCUGAGAGCCAGUGCCAAUUGUGUUUUCAUCUAACUUUCAAGUUCCAACCUAACUCCGAAGGCCGCCGACGGCUUUUGCUGCUUCUGCCCCUCUCCCGUUUGCUGCAAAGCUCACACAGAAAACCCUAACUCCCUACUCCGGAAUUUGAUAAUGGAGAAGAAAAAGUCUCGUAAAGAAAGUAGAAAAGAAGCUCGGAAGGCUAAAAAGCAUAAGAAGUUUGAUUCGUGGAUCCAACAUCAACAAACACAAAAAGCCCGGAGAAUGUUGCCAAAUUCAAAACCAACACACACAGUGCAUUCACGGAAGGAUAGCCAAGUACAAAGGCAUGAACAUUUACACUCCUUAAAUUCAAAGAAAGACUUGGACACUUCUCCACGGUUGGAUUCUUCUAAGGUGGAAAAUACGAGUUUGAAAAGGAAACAUGUCUCAAGUAAAAAUUCAAAGACAAUGUUUAUGGAGUAUCUUAAAAUGGAAAAGAAGGGAGACGCUAUCUCUGCGGACGUAGAUCUGAGAUUGGAGAGGAAACUCGCUAAGAAACUCAAGGUGAAGAAUGAGAAAUUGCGAGGAGAGGAUGAUAUCGAUAUGUUACUUGAAGGAAUUCCUUCUGUAGUUGACUGUAACAGUCAACUGAAUGAAUCUCUGGAGGGUACUGAUACUGACUCUUCACACAAGAAACUGAAAAAAAAGACAGUGGUUGAAGUUUUAGAUGGUAAACUGGUUUCUGAGGAUGGAAAGUUUGAUCCUUCAUGUGUUAGCUAUGUUGAGCAUGUCGACACAGAUUUACUGGCCAAACAAAAAGAGUCAAAAAAGAUGAAAAGAAAGAAGACAAAGUUUGAAGAGCUUCUUGCAACUGAAAUGCGUGGACAGGAUAUCUCCGCAGAUGAGGAUCUGGCUUUGGAAAGGAAGCUUGCGAAGAAGCUCAAGGUGAAGAGAGGGAAAUUACUUGGGGAUCAUGAUGAUAUGAAUAAUUUAUUUGAGGGAAUUCCUUCACUUCUGGAUUCUUUUGAGGAUGAAAAUACACAACUUGUUGGAGAAACACCUCGAAAGCGUGAUACGAGCUCCUCAAAUGAAAGAUCUAAAGAGAAAAGAUAUAAUAAAGAAGUGCAAGGAGAAGAUUACAAUCAAGAGGAAGAGCAGAAAGCUGAGAGCACUUCAUACUGUACAGAUGUGAAGGCAGCAGCUAGAUCUGCUGCCAAAGAAAAUGCAAUAUAUGUUGCUCCUCGCCUGAGGUCAUGCUUGGGAAAUGAUUCGGAAGAGUUCGCUCAAAUUCGUCGACGACUAAGAGGUCUUCUGAAUAGGAUGUCCGAGGCUAACGUGGAAUCGAUCACAAGUGAAAUUUCCACGAUCUACCAGACUGUUGGUCGCACCUUUGGUUCUCAGAUUAUCAAUGAUGAGGUUCUGGCAUCAUGUUCUAGAGGUCCGCGUGGCAAUGAACAGUAUGCAGCAGUUUUUGCUGCUUUUGUUGCUGGCAUGGCAUGUUUGGUUGGGAUGGACUUUGGCGCCAAACUUCUGGCAUCUAUGGCUAAAUGUUUUGAGGAUGAGUAUCAGAAUGAAGAUAACCUCUCUGUUAGGAACCUGACACUUCUGCUCUCAUACUUGUACACUUUUGGUGUUUGCUCAAGUGACUUGAUAUAUGAUUUCUUGGUGACAUUGAGCAAGAGACUGACAGAAGUGGAUGUUUCUACCAUAUUGACAGUGCUUCAAGCUUGUGGGAUGAAAUUGAGAGGUGAUGAUCCUGUUGGCAUGAAGAAUUUUAUAGUUAGCGUUCAGAAUAGGGUGAAUGAAUUGAAAUCCUCAUCUGGGGAAGGACAAUCAAACAGUAUGGGGAAAAGGAUGGAAUUCAUGCUUGAGAUGAUAUGUGAUAUCAAAAACAAUAAAAAAAGGACGAAGGAGGAGACCUUGCAGCUUACCCGAAUAAAGAAAUGGCUACAACAGCUCAGAGUAGUUGAUAUAUUGAUUCGAGGGUUAAAGUGGAGCAAGCUGAUUGAUCCUGACAAGAGAGGCCAGUGGUGGAUGUCUGGAAAUAUUGAUUCCACAACUGAUGUUCAAGAUGUUGCCAGCACAAUUGAUUUGGAGGUCACUGAGGCUCAAAAGAUGCUCCAGCUUGCUGCUGCUCAGAGGAUGAAUACUGAUGCAAGAAGGGCAAUUUUCUGCGUAAUAAUGAGUGGGGAGGACUAUAUAGAUGCAUUUGAGAAACUUCUAAGAUUAGAUUUGCAAGGCAAGCAGGAUAGGGAAAUCAUAAGAGUUUUGGUGGAAUGCUGUUUACAGGAGAAAGCUUUUAACAAAUACUAUUGUGCUCUAGCUUCCAAGUUAUGCAGCCAUGAUAAAAACAAUAAGUUCACCCUGCAGUACUGUCUGUGGGAUCAUUUCAAGGAGCUUGAUCAGAUGCAGCUGAUCAGAUCAAUGCACUUAUCCAAGUUUGUUGCAGAGAUGGUUGCUUCUUUUAGCCUUUCACUUGCUGUACUGAAGGCUGUUGAUCUCAGUGAUUCUUCACAAUUGACUCCAAAAAGAAUCAUGCACUUUCGGAUGCUAUUUGAGACUAUCUUGGAGUUUCCUGAAAAGCUUGUCUGGAACAUCUUUACUCGAAUUGCUCUUUUGCCAGAGUAUGAAUCACUUCGUGAUGGGAUUGUCUUCUUUAUCCGCAAGUAUGUCAUUGAUAGCCAAAAGUCUCUGGCAGAUAAAUUCAAGAUUGCAAAGAAGGCUCUUAACAAUGUUGAAGGAGUCAUCAUGUGAGUGUUUGCAUGAUAUAUUCUAGAUUCAGGAUUUUGCAGGAAUGGUUAUUGUUGUUGGAGCAACAGUAACCCAGUUUUGGUAGAUGUUUUCUUGAUUCUAUGAUCGUAGGAUAGGUAUGACGAGAAAUUCAGUAUAGACGGAUCCUAGUUAUGUGACUUCAAACCUUGGAAUUGCAUACUGUUUCAUUAUUAACUUUUUGAGGUAGAGAAAUGUGCAACUCUUGCCACAGUGUCUAUGUAACUUAUUACAUGCAUUGUAAGUGAACAUUAUUUAGGGCCAGGUUGCAAUUGCAACUAUACUGUAAUUUCAUUUGUUAAAUUUGGCAUCUUCUCUUCAAUUAAUAUUUUGGGAAUUAGUUGGUGUAUGUCAUAAAAGAUAUUGUGAAUUUUCUUGUUUCAUGGCAAAAAAUGGUUGUCUCUUA